This is a messenger RNA of Electrophorus electricus (electric eel), 1914 nucleotides long. The record is from RefSeq and is a predicted model, not a curated record. Lineage: Eukaryota; Metazoa; Chordata; Actinopteri; Gymnotiformes; Gymnotidae.
GCCGACACGUAGUAGCUUAAAGCUGUAGCCAGGUGCGCUAUCUGUAGCUAGCUAACGCUAGAUUUGCUGUAUUAAAUAGCUAGGAAGGUAUGCUAGCUCGAGAGUUAGCGUUACCUAGCAAGGAAUGGUAACCUAAGGCUUUUCGUUUUUGAUGCUACAAUCAGUUGCUGUUCGAAAGCUGGUAGAAUAUGUGGACAGUGUUUUUUGUCAUUACAGUAACUAGCUAACAUUUUACACGAGAGGCUCUUUUGCAAGUAGAUCUGAGUUCAUACAACAAUACCACAGACGUAAGAUAGUAUCGCUAAAAUGUAAGAGCUACGCUAGCUAGCAGAUAACCUAGCUGUUCUCAACUCUGCAGGCUGUAGAUGUACUGAAAGCUCUUGAUAUAACCUAGCUAACGUCAACUAGCGUUUUCUGUCAAAAUGCUCCUCCUCGUGAUAUUCGCUAAAUUAGAUGACCCAAGUCCUCAUAUUCUUCAGCAAAGAUAACAUAUUUGAGCUGAACACAUUCGACAGCGUACCCUGCUGCUAUUUGGUUGCGGCUAUAAUCACAUGCUUUUGAAGAAGUGCCAUUGGUCUGGUAUACGUAAGAUAGCAAACUGCAGACUGCACUUUCUUAAGGACCAGGAUUGGCUUUGUCCUAGGCAUGCCACCGUGUGAUACUGAGUAGCCACCUGCCGAACUGACCCCCACCUCUUUGUCCCCAUGACAACCCAACCACUUGCCCAGUUCUCCGGGCAGCAGCAACAAGCUCAAGCAGCUCGGGAUGUAAACACAGCCUCGUUAUGUCGCAUUGGACAGGAGACUGUGCAGGAUAUUGUCUUAAGAACAAUGGAAAUCUUUCAGCUACUUAGAAACAUGCAGCUGCCAAAUGGGGUCACAUACCAUCCUAACACCCAUCAGGACCGCCUGGGGAAGCUGCAGGAGCACCUGCGCAUGCUGUCUGUUCUCUUCCGUAAACUGCGCCUUGUUUAUGAUAAAUGCAAUGAGAACUGUGCUGGUCUGGACCCCAUACCACCUGAGCAGCUCAUUCCGUACGUGGAGGACGACAGCUCAAAAUUGGAUGAACGUGGAAGCAGUCAGUCGAGGUCAGCCAGUGAGGAGAGGAGAGAGGUGCUUGAGGUCAACAAGAAACUGAAACAGAAGAACCAGCAACUGAAGCAGAUAAUGGACCAGCUCAGAAACAUCAUUUGGGAGAUUAACUCCAUGCUGGCUGUAAGGAGCUAAAUACACAUACCCAAUCACACUCUCAGAUAGACAUACAGAGGACUUGUAUAUGCAAGGGAGACUAUUGUCUAUACAAGCUGCAUUAAUGACAUGUCUGUUUUCACUGAGCAUGAAGCAGAAAGAUAGUAGAGACAGGGGUCUGGUGGUGAGGUGAAAAAUUGCAAGAGGGCAGCAGGAAAGAGGAAUGAGGAAUGACAGAAAAAUGGGUAAAUUUUGCUAUUCAUUCAUGCUACAUGGUUGAGAAAGCAUUCACUUUAGAUGCCUUGGAUUCAAUUUUCUGCUUGAAAAUCUGAUAGGCUUGAAAAUGUAACUAUUUGUUGUGAUGGAUUUCAGUGUAAAUUGUAUUCCAAAUAUUUAGUAAAUAUUAAUGUUCCUUUGACCAAGUUAAAUGUUUAAUUUAGUUCAAGGAGGAUAUAGCAUGAAUACAAAUGGCAUUUUGCAGUUCAGUGAUAUUUUAAUGUGCUUACCAAUGUGAGACUUAUGUUUUAGAAAGUGUAUUUGGCAGCUGUUACUGGAUAAUUAUAAAAACACUAUGUUUCAGUUUGUUUAUUGUUGUAAGCAUUUUUGUAUUUAUGUUUGCUUGAAUAAAUUGACAGUUCAAUAUGAGACAUUUUUGCUUUCAGGAUCUGUGUUCAAGAUAAUCACAAUUAAAGAAACCAUGUCAAGAUUUGACAACCCACAAAAACAA